This is a messenger RNA of Mesorhabditis spiculigera, 3330 nucleotides long. The record is from the annotation of a GenBank genome assembly. NCBI's taxonomy places the organism in Eukaryota, Metazoa, Nematoda, Chromadorea, Rhabditida, Rhabditidae.
AUGACGUUGAUUCGGUUGGCCGAUACGUUGGUCACCACCAUUCUGAUUGACUCGCGGAUCCGCCAGGCCGCGGACAACCCGGACGAUGACACUCCUGACGUGGGCAGGGCAUUGCGAGAGCGGCUGCAGUGGGAUGCCAAAGACCGCCCAUUCGUCAACGCCUUCCUCCUGAGUCAUCCCGACCAAGACCAUUGUGCUGGCCUGAGAAAUCACUUCUGGCUUGGCGAUCCUGCGGACUACCCUGACGACGGCAAGGAUCGUUGGGAGAGGCGGAUUUUGAUCCGUGAAAUGUGGUCGUCGCCUCUGGUAUUCCGCCGGAGUUCGAAGAACCACAUCCUCUGUGACGACGCGAAAGCUUUCGAUAAAGAAGCGCGGCGGCGAGUGACCUACUGGCGCAAUUAUCGCAUUGCAGGUGAUGGGAACCGAAUUCGCAUCAUGGGCGAAGACAACCAGGGGAAGACUGACGACCUUGGCCCAAUCUUGGUUAAAGCCGGCCAGACUUUCAGCCAGAUCGCGGGUGAAAACCUUCCGCAGUUUUUCACCUCGCACCUGCUUGCACCGGCACCGCAUGAAGAUGAUGCGGAUCUUGAAGAAGACCUGACGAAAAACGAAUCGAGCGUGAUCAUGAAUAUUCAGAUCUCGCCGUCGGCUUACUCGCAAACCAAAACCAAAUUCCUUGUUGGCGGUGACGCUGAGGUAUUGAUCUGGGAGCGGAUGUGGAGUCAUUACGAGUCCACGCCCGAGGUGCUUGAAUAUGAUCUGCUCCUGGCUCCGCACCACUGUUCCUGGCACACGCUUUCUUGGGACAGCUGGUCGGGCAAGGGCGAGAACGCCAAGGUAAGUUGGGAUGCCCGCCACGCCCUGAGCCAGGCGCGCAAUGGCGCAACGAUCGUUUCCAGCAGUGUUGAGAUUCUCGACGAUUAUUGCGAUCCGCCCUGCAUCCGGGCGAAGCGUGAGUAUCAGGACAUCCUGGACGAAGUUGAUGGUUGGUUCUCUUGCACUGGGGAUCUCGGUGAGAAGGCUUGCAUGGACUUCGAGGUUCGCGCUUGCUGGAGCGGUACCGAGUUCCGUAGCGGCGUCGAUUCCGCCACGCGCUGGCAAGUUCAAAUGAUCGAUUACUACGAGCUCGGUGAGGUUUUGGACGGUGCAGAGGAGGAUCACCUCUAUCCCCAGACCCAGGCACUCCUCAAAGCUUUACGGGCUUGUCCCUACACCGACGUUCGAGAAAUCAGGAAGGACAAACCAGGGACGAUAAUCAGCGAAUACAUUGUCAUCGAUGCCGGCGACGGUACAGUGGAUUCGGGCAAUCUCGGAGGAGUCAGGCGACGCGAGCGAUUGGCGGUCGGUGUAAACCCCGACUUCCGCGUGCCUGUAGUGGUUUACACACUGCGCAAAGACUUCCCUGUGCUGUCGCACCAGCAUCCACCUUCCCCUGGCGGGGCUAGGGUGCUUUGUCUGUACGACAGCAAUUGGUCGACGGUCGAGCGAACCUGGACGCCGGAGCGUUUCAUCGCUCGAAUGUUUUGGUGGCUGCGAGAGUCUGCACUGUUGAAACUGCACCGAAGCGAUCAGCCGGUUGAGCAGCUUUUUUACAUGAGCCCUUACCAGCUUAUCCUGCCUUCUAACUAUACCGAUUACGCAAAAUCGGGUAGCAACACGUUGACCAUUUGCAAAGUGGAUGUCGGUGACUCGAUCAUCUUGAGGGCCGAUCCCACUCGGCCAGGCGACCAAUCGAAGCUGGUCAGGAUGGUCUCAAUGGUGGUCAAUCCUGUGGGAUCGCCAACGUUGGCUCGCUAUCCAGAGACCUUGGGUGAUCUGCAUGAUCAACUCGUAAGCUGGGGCAGCGACCUCUAUCAGUCGCUUCAUGCGACCGUUUACGACGCCAUUGCAGGCGGUGUUUCUGCUGCUCCCGCCCAAGGCCAAGGUGUCCUCAUUACUGUCUGGAUUCCGCGCGUACGCGACGGCGAGGCUGAACGCUUUGACGUAGCUGGGUACAUGCUGGAUGUCUCUCUGUUUGACCUCGCAACGGCCUUGGAUAUGCUGGGGCCACCCGAUUCGAAAGGGUUGAGUCACCGUAGCGUAGUCCUCGGUGGAGUUGGCGGUAUUGCCUGGCGAUUGAUCCCGCUCAUGUCGGUAGAAGUUCGAAGGGCUCUCACAGCCAAAGCCGCUCGUGAUCUAUCGGGCACCCCUGAGGAAAACAGUGACAUCCAAGGCGUCCUGGCCGGAGUGGGAGCCUUAGGUAGCGUAUUGGCUGAUCUAUGGACUCGCCAAGGCUGGGGGCGGUGGACGUUCAUAGACCCUGACCGGGUGUUGCCUCACAAUUUAUGCCGCCAUAUAGCGUUCGAUUUAUACGUUGGCCUGCCAAAGGUCAACGUCGUGAGGGAUCUGGCUGUAGAGAUCUUUCCGAACUGGGAUCCACCCAAGGCAAUUGCCAAAAGCAUACUUGAGGAUACCGAGGAGAUCGCCUUGUCGUUGAGCGUUGCGCAAAUCGUGGUGGAUGUGACGACCACGUUGGAGGCACCACGUGAGCUCGCCCGUAGACCGGAAGUUCCCCGCACCGUGAGCUUGUUCGUUACACCUUCAGGUCUCUCAAGCGUGAUGAUUCUCGAAGAUCAGGACAGGCUUCAGCGCAUCGAUGGUCUGGAGGGGCAGUACUACCGAGCGAUACUGGAAAACGAGUGGGGUCAUGAGCACUUGGCCCAGCCUCUGGGGGAUCGCUGGGUGGGUGGUGGCUGUCGUGACAUUUCUGUAAGGAUGUCGGGUGAAUCUAUUCAUGGUCAUGCCGGAAUUCUUUCCAGGCAGCUUCGGCAGUCGGUCGCCAAGUCACAGGCAAGAAUUUGUGUCUGGGAAUCAGAUGACCGAUCUGGAUCGGUUACCGCGCAUGAGAUCGACACCGCGCAAGUGCACACUGCGCAAUCAUCUGGCUGGACGGUGAAGUACGACGAGUCACUGGUUCAGAAAUUGUACACCGCUCGACAGAAGGCCCUUCCGAACGAAACGGGUGGCGCAAUCCUCGGCGUCACGGAUCUCAAAACGAAGACGAUUGUCAUUGUUGACGUUCUGCCGGCACCGCCGGAUAGCGAGGCCAGUCCGAGCCAUUUCAUCAGAGGGCAAGAGGGCCAGGCAGAAGCGCUGGAGGUAGUACACAAGCGUACUGCUGGCAUGGUGGAUUAUGUGGGCGAAUGGCAUUCGCAUCCCGACGGGUGUCCGGCUCGCCCGAGUGAGCUCGACGAGAAUUUGCUGAGUACCCUGCAUAGGCAGAUGAGCGUUGAAGGAUUGCCAGCGCUGAUGGUGAUCGCUGCCAAAGGUGCUGUAGGGAUCUUUGUGUAU